AUGCGGUUAGCUCUUCGAUUAAACAGUUUUGCUAAGCUUUUGUGUCGGUUUAUAUUUAAAAUAGAAUUUAGAAACAUAUUUGCAAAAAAAGUGAAAAUCCUAGAGCUUAGUAUCGUAAUUUUAAUUGCUAGUUAUUGCACUCUUGCUACUGCUACCUCACGCCUUGGUCAUUGUACGCUUGCAUCAAAUGAAGUUUUAACCAUAGAAGCAACUCCUGAAACUGGAACUGGAAUACCUAAUGUUUUUGAUUUAUUUACAGGAAAGCCAAGUGGCAGACCUUUUCCUGGGAGUAUAGAAAGUAUAACAGGUAUAGUGCUUAAGGGUAAUUUUGGUGGUGCAACAAGUGCUAUAGGCUUAGAAAUUACUAAUACUAUUAGUAAUUCAUCAGCUAUAGUAUUAAACUUAAUUAACAAGUUUAUAAUCGAUAGCGAUGUAAACAUAGCAGGGUCAAAAAGUGGCUUUGCAUUAACAGGAUCACGUGCCAUAGUAAAUGCUGAGAUUGUAAAUAAUGGCACUAUUAAAGGUGGCGUUCAUAUUGGUAAUAAUCAUAGGGAAGCAUUUCCUUUAAGAUCAGAAGAUCACAAUGGAAAUAUAGCUAAAUUUACCAACCUAGGCACAGUUGAUGGCGGGUUUGUUAUUAAGGGUACUAAAGCUCAAGCUCUUGUUGCAAAGUAUCAUCAAUAUGAA
Paramuricea clavata is the source of this 687-nucleotide messenger RNA. Lineage: Eukaryota; Metazoa; Cnidaria; Anthozoa; Malacalcyonacea; Plexauridae. The record is from the annotation of a GenBank genome assembly.